AAGAUGAUGUGCUGCGGUGGCCUCAUCAUCUUCUUCCUCCCUUCUUCUUGCUUCUUUUACUUGUCUUGGGUGAUUCAGUUAGCCCGUGACCGUGGUGUGAAUCGUUGGGAGGUUACAGGAAUUCAAUGCCUUGUCUGCUAGCAUUUAGUCAUCCAAGCUUCGGUUGCAGGCGAUGACGCCAGAGAUGGCUGUUCCGCUCCGCCAACCAUAUGAAUGCCGCACUGGACCGCAACUCCAAUGGGCGCUCAUUCAUUGGUUUGGUUUGCUUCUCCGCGUUUGUGAGGCCGACUGAGAAGCCAAACCUCCUGCGGCAGGAGGCCAAGAUCAGUGGGUUCUCAGGCUCGUUUGUUGCUGCAUCUCGACGAGGCCUCCCGCUCCAGGCAGCAGCGGAAUGGAGAGUCUAGGCUGGGGUAAUCCGACAGCCACCUACUCCAACUUUCUGAGUUCCAGUGAAGACUACAGCGGCGUGACGGGGAAGCUGGAGCUGGAGGCUUGUUUCCCCAGCUCGAGCAUUCAGCUCCUAGGAAUCAUGGCGUGCGGGGCGAGUCCAGAUUCCGACGGGGGCAGCGAGAUGGUGGAGACGUUGGUUCCGGCUGUGUAUGGAACAAGCAGCGCUCCCUUGCAACAUCAAGGCGCCGUGUGGGGUGAUGCUCUUCUCGCUCGAGACUGCCCUCCUUUUCCACCUAUCAGCGGACCCAUGAUCGUCGACCAAGGCUUCAGCAUAGCCCAAAACCUUGCAUCGUCCGACGAAUUCCCUGUCGAUAGCAACAUCACCAGUGAUGAAGACGUUCUUUCUGCUAUUUUUUCUGGCAGCGGGAACUUCGGGGAACGCAAAUGGAAUAAGGACGAGGUGGCCGCCGCCCAUGUCUCGCCUGAUCCGGUUCCUCUAAACCCCAACACCGUGACUAACUUUGAGGAAGGCUCAAGGAUCGGAGGAAGCACCGAAGGUCUUCUCCGACCGAGACCCUUGCUCAAGGAAGAAGGUCUUCGGAUUGCUAGUUCUCAGCACAAACUGAAGAAACCAAGAUCAGUGAUACAUUCAGGGUGUUCGGCCACAAGCUUGGGUCAUGGAAGCAACUACGAGCCCGACACCGAGGCUAUAGCGCAGGUGAAGGAGAUGAUCUACACGGCUGCAGCCCUAAGGCCGGUGACUCUGGUGGCGGAGGAAGCGGCCGAGAAGCCAAAGAGAAAGAACGUGAAGAUAUCGAACGACCCACAGACGGUGGCUGCAAGGCACAGGAGGGAACGGAUCGGUGAGAGGCUGAGGAUUCUGCAGAAGCUUGUCCCCGGAGGGAGCAAGAUGGACACUGCAACAAUGCUUGAUGAGGCCGCCAACUACCUCAAGUUCCUGAAGACCCAGGUGAGGAACUUGGAAACCCUAGGUAACAGGAACUAUGAUAGGAACAGUGCCAUGCACUCCUUCCCGCUUGCUUUGAAUCAGGCUUAUAUAAUGCAAAGACUUCUCCCCACUCAGAAACCCUAACUCUGCAGCCAAGCACAUGAAGUCCUAAGCACCCAAAAGGACAUCAUCGUCUUCAUCAUUAGCUUGGGUGGGGGUUCAGGGCUCAUCAAAGCUUAUCUUACGCACUCAACUCACUCAGCCAUAACUUCACCUAACCAAAGCCCAAUAGGAAGAAGAAUAAUAUACCAGCUUUUCGAUCAUUUGUAUCUUUAGCCCCAGCAAUUCACUUUGCCAAGACCUCUUUUCAUGGGCCAUAAACCAGCCUUGAUCUGUCACAAUCGACAUGCCUUCCUCGUAUAGCUUAAACUACAUACCGAAAUCUCUUUUUUCACAGUGACCUUACCCAUACAAACCAUCACCUACUACACCUCUGUCAUGCCUUCCUCAUCAGCAGAGGUACACUGGAGAAGAUCUAUCACAGAACUGGGGAGUGCAUGGUGCAGAGAGAGAUGAAAAGAAAACGUUUACCAGUUUAUACACUCAAGUCUCCAGAAUGACUAUGUAACAGUUUCUUAUGUCAUACAAAAAGAACAUAUCAUAUGAGAAAAUAAACAGGAUUUCCAGCUUCUUUUUCUGA
Messenger RNA from Musa acuminata AAA Group (dessert banana), 2039 nucleotides. Its product is annotated as transcription factor bHLH87-like. Gene Ontology annotation, biological process: regulation of DNA-templated transcription. The record is from RefSeq and is a predicted model, not a curated record. Gene Ontology annotation, molecular function: protein dimerization activity; DNA-binding transcription factor activity. The coding region runs from base 392 to 1483 and encodes 363 amino acids. Lineage: Eukaryota; Viridiplantae; Streptophyta; Magnoliopsida; Zingiberales; Musaceae. The transcript is spliced from 2 exons.